Messenger RNA from Phyllostomus hastatus (greater spear-nosed bat), 5848 nucleotides. RefSeq names its product dual specificity phosphatase 16 (gene DUSP16). Gene Ontology annotation, molecular function: MAP kinase tyrosine/serine/threonine phosphatase activity; protein tyrosine/threonine phosphatase activity. Gene Ontology annotation, biological process: protein dephosphorylation; negative regulation of MAPK cascade. Gene Ontology annotation, cellular component: cytoplasm; nucleus. Bases 1267 to 3258 code for a protein of 663 amino acids. Lineage: Eukaryota; Metazoa; Chordata; Mammalia; Chiroptera; Phyllostomidae. The transcript has 8 exons. The record is from RefSeq and is a predicted model, not a curated record.
CCUCCCAGCGGCGCCAGCGAAACCUGCCUCCGAGUCGCCGAACUGGGGAACGGAACGUGACCCGACCCCUCCCCGCGUGGCCGGAACGGGGCGAGGAGCCGCGCUCCGGGCUCGGGCGGCCCCGGGAUGGGCGGGAGGGCGCGCGGCCCCGCCCGGCGCCCACCGCCCUGCCCUCGCCUGUCUCCUCCUUUCCCCCGGGCUCCGCUGAGUUCAUUCACUGGGAUUGGUUUCAAGUGACGCCAUCUCUUUAUUUUUAAACCAAUGACCUCAUCCGCGCUUGAAGUUUCCUGACCAGCGACUCUUUCUCUUUUCCCCCACCCCCCCACUCCACCCCCCCGCCUUUUCCCCUUUUUCUGUGUAUCACUGUUUGGGGGGGGGGCUUUGGUCAGUUUUUAAACGAUUAUUAUCACCCCUUCCUCCCCCUUUCACGUUCUCCACGCGGCCCCCCAUCUUCACCUCCCCAACUUUUUCACUCCUUUCAACAUUGUUUUUUCAAGGCUGACUGGGGGUGGGGGGAGUGAAGAAAAUUUGCAAACGUCUCCUUUCUUCCUAAGCCUCCCGCCCCCGCCCACCCCUCAGAGAAGGAGAAGAUAAUAUAGUGAAAAGAAGACGAGGAGAGCGCGACGGGACGGACGGAGCGGGAGCGCAGCCGCCCUCCCGGCUCCGCAGCGGCGCCUCGAAAGUCCGAGAGGCGAGGGGGGACCGAGGGGUGACGCCGUGACAACCUUCGCUUCCCCCACAGGGAGUCGGGAGGUCGGCGGCCCCAAAAAACAAGACAUGAGUUAUCCAUUUUGCAGCUGAGGAAACUAAGGCCUUAGGGAGAUUAAGUGAUUUAUCCGUAUCUCAGAGCCAGUAAGAAGUGGUGCUAGAACGGAUCCGAGACCUUCUGAUUCAUUUUCAGGCUUUUCAGUCCAGUGUCAAGCUGUUGCAGCGAGGGAGCAAAGGUAAAGAAUGAUGUAAUGCACUGGCUGCCCCAAAGCAUCUUUUGUUGUGGAAUGGUUAUUCCAGUCAUCUCUUUAUGAAUCAACUGUGAGGGGCUGCUUUGUGGAAGGAGUCCUUUGCAAGAGCACAUCAACGGGAAGAGAAAGAGACAUUCACUUGGAGGGCUCUUGCUGAAAAUGGGUUUAACUCUCCUUUUGCCAGUCACCACCAGCCUGACCUCAUACAUUUCUAGUACAAUGGAGUGGCUGAGCCUUUGAGCACACCACCAUUACAUCAUCGUGGCAAAUUAAAGAAGGAGGUGGGAAAAGAGGACUUAUUGUUGUCAUGGCCCAUGAGAUGAUUGGGACUCAAAUUGUUACUGAGAGGUUGGUGGCUCUGCUGGAAAGUGGAACGGAAAAAGUGCUGCUAAUUGAUAGCCGGCCAUUUGUGGAAUACAAUACAUCCCACAUUUUGGAAGCCAUUAAUAUCAACUGCUCCAAGCUUAUGAAGCGAAGGUUGCAACAGGACAAAGUGUUAAUUACAGAACUCAUCCAGCAUUCAGCUAAACAUAAGGUCGACAUUGAUUGCAGUCAGAAGGUUGUAGUUUACGAUCAAAGCUCCCAGGAUGUGGCCUCUCUGUCUUCAGACUGUUUUCUCACUGUACUUCUGGGUAAACUGGAGAAGAGCUUCAGCUCCGUUCACCUGCUUGCAGGUGGGUUUGCCGAGUUCUCCCGUUGUUUCCCUGGCCUCUGUGAAGGAAAAUCCACCCUGGUUCCUACAUGCAUUUCUCAGCCUUGCUUACCUGUUGCCAACAUUGGGCCAACGCGAAUUCUUCCCAAUCUUUAUCUUGGCUGCCAGCGAGAUGUCCUCAACAAGGAGCUGAUGCAACAGAAUGGGAUUGGUUACGUGUUAAACGCCAGCAAUACCUGCCCGAAGCCUGACUUCAUCCCCGAGUCUCACUUCCUGCGAGUGCCUGUGAAUGACAGCUUCUGUGAGAAAAUCUUGCCGUGGUUGGACAGAUCUGUUGAUUUCAUUGAAAAAGCAAAAGCCUCCAACGGAUGUGUCCUGGUGCACUGCUUGGCGGGGAUCUCUCGCUCUGCCACCAUCGCCAUUGCCUACAUCAUGAAGCGGAUGGACAUGUCCUUGGAUGAAGCUUACAGAUUUGUGAAAGAAAAGAGACCUACUAUAUCUCCAAACUUCAACUUUCUGGGCCAACUCCUGGACUACGAGAAGAAAAUUAAGAACCAGACUGGAGCAUCAGGGCCAAAGAGCAAACUCAAGCUGCUGCACCUGGAGAAGCCGCACGAACCUGUCCCUGCAGCCUCAGAGGGUGGACAGAGAAGCGAGAUGUCCCUCAGUCCACCCUGCGCCAACUCUGCUACCUCAGAGGCAGCAGGGCCAAGGCCUGUGCAUCCUGCCAGUGUGCCCAGUGCACAGCAAUCACUGUUAGAGGACAGCCCACUGGUACAGGCACUCAAUGGGCUCCACCUGUCCUCAGACAAGCUGGAAGACAGCAAUAAGCUCAAGCGUUCCUUCUCUCUGGAUAUCAAAUCAGUUUCGUACUCAGCCAGUAUGGCAGCAUCCUUGCAUGGUUUCUCCUCGUCGGAAGAUACUCUGGACUACUACAAACCUUCCACAACUCUGGAUGGGCCCAGCAAGCUAUGCCAGUUCUCUCCAGUUGAGGAAGUGUCGGAGCAGACUCCAGAAACCAGCCCAGAUAAGGAGGAAGCCAACAUCCCUAAGAAGCCGCAGACUACCAGACCUUCAGACAGCCAGAGCAAGCGAUUACAUUCAGUAAGAACCAGCAGUAGUGGUGCCACCCAAAGGUCCUUUUUGUCUCCCCUUCAUCGAAGUGGGAGUGUGGAGGACAACUACCAUACCAACUUCCUUUUUGGCCUUUCCACCAGCCAGCAGCACCUCGCAAAGUCUGCCGCUGGACUGGGCCUCAAGGGCUGGCACUCAGAUAUCUUGGCUCCCCAGACCUCUACCCCUUCCUUGACCAAUAGCUGGUAUUUUGCCACGGAGUCCUCUCACUUCUACUCCGCCUCAGCCAUCUACGGAGGCAAUGCCAGUUACUCUGCCUACAGCUGCAGCCAGCUGCCCACGUGCAGUGACCAAGUCUAUUCCGUGCGCAGGCGGCAGAAGCCGAGUGACAGAGCUGACUCGCGGCGGAGCUGGCAUGAAGAGAGCCCCUUUGAAAAGCAGUUUAAACGCAGAAGCUGCCAGAUGGAAUUUGGCGAGGGCAUCAUGUCAGACAACAGGUCGCGGGAAGAGCUGGGGAAAGUGGGCAGCCAGUCUAGCUUCUCAGGCAGCAUGGAAAUCAUUGAGGUCUCCUGAGAAGGAGGACACUUGGGACUUCAUUGACAGUUUUUUUCUUGUUCACACACACAAAAAAUUCCCUGUAAAUCUGAAAUAUAUAUAUGUACAUACAUAUAUAUUUUUGGAAAAUGGAGCUAUGGUGUAAAAGCAAAAGAUGGAUCAACGCAAUUGUUCUCAACAUCUGCAUUUGAGAGACCAGCUAAUAUUUCUCUCAAGGCAAGUGGAAGGGCAGAUGCUCGAGUUCCCGUAGACAGAUAAAACAGUUCCAUGCAGUGAAUUGCACAUCCUCUUGUUCUUACUAAGUCAAGUUUUAUUUGGUGUUGGAGGACAAAAUCCCCUCCUGUGUUCAUGUUGUGCUGCAGAAAUCUCCAGUACUAGUCUUUGUCCCUUCCUUCCAUAGUGCACCUUAGCGCUGAGACUGAGCCAGCUUGUGGGUCGGGUGGGUAGACCCUACUAGGGACAGAACCUAAUGGUAAAUCCAAGAGAAAUGAUCACAUCCAAAGCUGAUGCACAAAUCCAAGAUCACUGGACAGCUGAGUGAUUCGAGCAUCAUUCUCCUGUUCAGACCAUUAGGGGCCUUGCCAAGAUCUACUUUAGAGCAAACCCAGUACCUCAGACAGAAAGUCGGGGCUUUCACCACUACCACAUCCGGGAGCCCGUUUUCUCAGCAUUGUGAAUAGGUUGGUAGCUAGUCACACUUUUCAGACCAAUUCAAACUGUCUAUGCACAAAUUUCCAGUUGGGCCUGGAUGGAGGUGGUAUUUUCCUUCCUUCUCAGCUUUAUGAAGAAAAAGAAGGGAAACCAUCUAGGGCUCAAUUUAACAGCCAGGAAUCUAGCAGGUAAUGACUUAAGCUAAGGUUGGGAGGCUAAACAAGUCUGCCUCCCUCUUUAUAAAUCACAGAAUUCUUCAAAAUGGGAUUGGUAAUCCUUUAAAUGAAGAUUAACUUGCUUUAAAGCCAGAUGUGAGUUUAUCUGGAUUGUGAGCAGAGCAGCAGCACCUUCAAAUUCUCAGCCAGAGCAGAUGUUUUCCAUUUGCUUCAUUGCACAGAUACAUUUUUGUGAAAACAAUAAAGUAGACUUUUAAGGGUAGCUACCAAGAGGGAGAAAGAUUAAAGAAGUUUGUAAAAUUGCUGAGGAGAAGCAGGAAACUUAUUUCCCAAUGGUUAUUUUCCCCUUAGCAUGUGAUGAGGGUGAUACUUCUAUAAUUUCCUUAGACUUUUAGAUUUGCUAAAAUCAGGCUGAGAGAGGCUUUAGUGAGCAAGGAAUGUUCAAAACCAAACAUUAGGAAGGUGAGGAGAAGGUGGUUAAAUUUCGUUUCAUUGAGAAGAGUGGGAAGCCAGAGCCAAGCUCUUCUCAGAAAGUACACUCCAUUAUGUGUUCCGUGGAAGGGUCACACUAUACUGAGGGGGGGACCGUGGCAGUCUCUCAGUCCUUGACCUGCUAUCACUGCGGGGUCAGUCCUGGUGGCUAAAAGUAGGCGAUUAAAACAAGUACACAAGUGACAGUACAGAUCUGCUUUUCAAGUCCUGGCUUGGGUUUUGUCACCUACCGUAUGGUCCUCCUUUGAAGCCUUAAUUCACGUCAGCAGCAUUUUCUAUUGGGGGUGGGGUGUUACCAUUGUUCUUUACUGUAAGUGUAGCUAGUUGCUGACUCAUAUCUCAGGUUUUUCUAUGUUUGAGAAAUGGACAGUCUUUUGACAAGGAUGUGACUUAAUGUUUCCUAUGGUGACUGCUAAAACCAGCAUAGAAUGACAUGACUUGAUCAUAACAACGUGACCGGUGAUUGAUGCACAGGUAACGUGCUAUGUGAUAUGGGCUUAAAUUGAAGGCAGAAAGAGUGUAAACUGCACAGGGAGUACAUUGUUACCAUGUUGAAAAAGUUCUGUUAAGUCAUCUGAGUUAGUUUUUCUUCAUACUUUUAAAUUUUGGAUGUAACCAGACCUUCUCAAGGUUUCACACAGUAACUUUUGAUGCAUUAAGUGUACACACACAAAUGUGUAACAACUCACUGCUUUCAGAGUUUGGUCACAGCUGCUGAACAUUUUUAAGAAAUGAAAGCAAUAGCUCCAAUGUUAAGUAUGUUUCCGGAGGGAUAGGGGACUUGGUUUAGAUGGGAUAUCUGGGCAGAAAUUCGCCCUCCAUCAUUUGGCAUUUCUCUUGGCCAUGGCCCCCUUCCUUCUUGUGACUGUGAUGUAGUCAUACAUUACAACCUGUAGUCCUUGAUUGUUAAUGUCAAAUAAUCAGUUCUUGGAAUCAAGACUCCCAUGCUGAAGGGCAGCCUGCAAGGCGCACGCUGGAGCACGUGGGCGUCUGCAGGCAGCGGGGCGGCCGCCUCUCCUCAGCAUGCGAACCCAGGGGAAGCCCUGGAGUCUACUGGGAUGAUGCAGAAUGGUGAUUUUGAAGAGCAGAACUAGACUUCUGUGUGAGAAAUGCUGGGAAAUGGUUUAGGACAUUUGUAAAGUUAGGUGGAAAGACUGUAUAAAUGUUUAAUAUGAAUAUAGUGUUCUUUUGGAGUAAGGUAAGCUGUUGAAUGGUUAAAUUGUGCAUUUCUCAUGUUGAUGUGUCAUGUGUGUUCAUACGAUGAAAUAAAAUCAAAACUGGUACCUGUU